GUUGCUGCGCGGUGAACGGGCUGAAGGUGCGGCUGUGACAGCAUCCGCGCCUGUUGCUGGGCCCCCCAAAAUGUCUGAGCUGAGGCAGAGGCUCGGCCGGGAUGCUGAUGGACAGCUUGACUCCGAGGAAAAGGAAUCGGAGUUGGAAAACAAGCUGGAUGGAGAAACUGCAUCUGACAGUGAAUGCAAGUCAGAAGCAGCCCAAGCAGCCCCAGUUGAUGAUACUCCAGAAGUUCUUAAUAGGGCACUGUCUAAACUGUCAUCAAGAUGGAAGAAUUGGUGGGUCAGAGGCAUCCUGACUUUGGCAAUGAUAGUCUUUUUCUUCAUCAUAAUAUACUUGGGGCCAAUGGUGUUGAUGAUGAUUGUGAUGUGUGUACAGAUCAAGUGCUUCCAUGAGAUCAUCACAAUCGGCUACAAUGUCUAUCACUCAUAUGAGCUUCCUUGGUUCCGAACACUCAGUUGGUACUUCCUGCUCUGUGUGAAUUACUUCUUCUAUGGCGAGACGGUUACAGAUUAUUUUUUCACUCUGGUCCAGAGGGAAGAGCCCUUGAGGAUUCUCAGCAAAUACCAUCGCUUCAUUUCUUUUGCCCUCUACUUAACAGGCUUCUGCAUGUUUGUCUUGAGUCUGGUCAAGAAGCAUUAUCGACUCCAAUUCUACAUGUUUGGUUGGACCCAUGUGACUUUGCUAAUUGUUGUUACCCAGUCGCACCUCAUCAUUCACAACCUGUUUGAAGGAAUGAUCUGGUUUAUUGUUCCAAUUUCAUGUGUCAUCUGCAAUGACAUCAUGGCCUACAUGUUUGGGUUCUUCUUUGGGCGCACUCCACUGAUUAAGCUUUCCCCAAAGAAGACAUGGGAAGGUUUUAUUGGAGGGUUCUUUGCCACCGUUGUCUUUGGCCUGCUUCUGUCAUACGUGAUGUCUGGAUACAGAUGCUUUGUGUGUCCUGUGGAGUUCAACAAUGACACCAACAGCUUCACUGUAGACUGUGAGCCUUCCGAGCUGUUCCAGUUACAGAAGUACAACAUUCCAUCAGUGCUUCGGUCUGUCAUUGGCUGGAAAACUGUCAAGAUGUAUCCCUUCCAGGUACACAGCAUUGCACUCUCCACUUUUGCUUCCCUGAUUGGUCCCUUUGGGGGAUUUUUUGCCAGUGGAUUUAAAAGAGCCUUCAAAAUCAAGGACUUUGCCAACACGAUCCCAGGGCACGGCGGCAUAAUGGACCGGUUUGACUGUCAGUACCUGAUGGCCACUUUCGUAAAUGUGUAUAUUGCCAGUUUUAUCAGGGGUCCUAAUCCAAGCAAACUGAUCCAGCAGUUCCUGACUCUGCGGCCAGACCAGCAGCUGCACAUCUUCAACACACUAAAGGCACACCUCGUCGACAAGGGCAUGUUGGCUGGUUCCGAAGACGCGUAGGCAGCUGUGCCAUCAGGAUGUGACUGAAAGUGGGCAAGUUCCCCCCCCCCAAGGAAAUCCCCUCUUGGUUUGCCUGAUUUAGGACAAUAAUCAGGCCUCACAUCUCUCAUUUUCUUCUUUUUUUCCAUAUAAGAGGUUUGCAUUUCUGUAACUUUAAAAAAAAUCUAUUUAUAUGGCUAUGGUUUCAAACAAACACAUUGAAACUUUUAGCUGAGAAGGAACUGUGGCACUGAAAGAGAAACCUGACCAUGUCCUCUGGACGGUGUCUUCAUAGCCCCUUGAAUUUGCAGGGUUGGGUUUUUUUACCUUCCGAACAUGAGUUGAAAGUUCCAAAAGGCUGUCAUUCCCCCCACCCCCUUUGGGGAUGUGUGGAAUGGCAGUGAGGAAGGGACAAGGGUGGAAACGUGCUGAGUGGAGUCUCUGUAAUGCAGGUUGAUGACAAGCCAGCGUCCUAUGCAUACAUUUCACAUUUCCCGUGUGGCAAAUCUAGCACAUGUUGCAGUUGACACAGAGGUUUCACGAAGACUUUAAGAGCCUUGAUUAG
Molecule: messenger RNA, 1952 nt
Organism: Gekko japonicus
Lineage: Eukaryota; Metazoa; Chordata; Lepidosauria; Squamata; Gekkonidae
Gene: CDS2
Product: CDP-diacylglycerol synthase 2
Exons: 13
Coding region: 71-1408 (445 amino acids)
Cellular component (GO): endoplasmic reticulum membrane
Molecular function (GO): phosphatidate cytidylyltransferase activity
Source: RefSeq, a predicted model, not a curated record